Messenger RNA from Erigeron canadensis, 7051 nucleotides. RefSeq names its product DExH-box ATP-dependent RNA helicase DExH12-like. The coding region runs from base 188 to 6760 and encodes 2190 amino acids. Gene Ontology annotation, molecular function: ATP binding; ATP hydrolysis activity; nucleic acid binding. The transcript is spliced from 6 exons. Lineage: Eukaryota; Viridiplantae; Streptophyta; Magnoliopsida; Asterales; Asteraceae. The record is from RefSeq and is a predicted model, not a curated record. Gene Ontology annotation, cellular component: nucleus.
AUGAUAGCAUAAUAACCUAGAGUGAGUCGGUGCCUGGAAACUCGUAGGCUCAUAACCGCCUCUCACCACCACACUAUAUCUAUACAUACAUACAUCCACUCAAAAUAUCUAUCUAUUUUAUCUCUUAAAAUCUCGGUCGUAAUCACGCGGCAGAACAUCCGACAUUCAAUUUCCGGGUGGUUCGUAGAUGGCAAAUUUAGGUGGUGGUGCUGAGGCACAUGCUAGAUUUAAACAGUAUGAAUACAGAGCUAACUCCAGUCUUGUGUUGACGACAGACUCUCGGCCACGUGAUACUCAUGAGCCGACUGGAGAGCCUGAGUCUUUGUAUGGGAGGAUUGACCCUAAAAAUUUUGGUGACCGUGCUUAUAGAGGGAGACCACCAGAGCUGGAUGAGAAGCUAACAAAGUCGAAAAAGAAGAAAGAGCGUGAUCCGGCCGCUGGUAAUCCUGAAGCUGGGAGCAGUAGGCAGAGUAAGAGAAGAAGGCUGCAAGAAGAGAGUGUUUUGACUUCCACUGAAGAAGGGGUUUAUCAGCCUAAAACAAAGGAAACUCGAGCCGCAUAUGAGGCGAUGCUGAGUGUCAUUCAGCAGCAGUUAGGUGGGCAGCCGUUGAAUAUUGUUAGUGGUGCUGCAGAUGAGAUUUUGGCUGUGCUUAAGAAUGAUACGUUGAAGAAUCCUGAGAAGAAGAAGGAUAUAGAGAAGCUGUUGAAUCCUAUUCCGAACCAGGUUUUUGAUCAGUUGGUUUCUUUAGGGAGACUUAUCACGGAUUUUCAAGACGUGGGUGCUGAUGGAACCGGGGCUAAUGCUGCUAAUGGUGAGGAUGCUCUUGAUGACGAUGUUGGUGUUGCUGUUGAGUUUGAAGAGAAUGAAGAGGACGACGAGGAGAGUGAUCUUGAUAUCGUACAGGAGGAUGAUGAUGAGGAAGAUGAUGAUGUAAUGGAAAGAGACAAUAAUGGUAUGCAGAUGGGUGGGGAUAUGGAUGAUGAUAAUUUGCAAGAAGAUAGUGAGGGCAUGACGCUUAAUGUUCAAGACAUAGAUGCGUAUUGGCUUCAGAGGAAGAUCUCACAGGCUUAUGAUCAGCAGAUCGAUCCACAACAAAGUCAGACUCUUGCUGAAGAGGUACUUAAGAUUCUUGAAGGUGAUGAUGACCGAACAGUUGAAAAUAACCUACUGAUGCAUCUUCAGUUUGAUAAGUUUAGCCUCAUGAAGUACCUUUUAAGGAAUCGACUGAAGAUUGUGUGGUGUACCCGUUUGGCAAGAGCUGAAGACCAAGAACAAAAGAAACAAAUUGAAGAGAAAAUGACGGAACUUGGUCCCAAUUUGGUUGCUGUUUUGGAACAGUUGCAUGCCACUAGGGCAACAGCGAAAGAGAGGCAAAAGAACUUGGAGAAAAGCAUCCGAGAAGAAGCAAGACGUUUAAAGGAUGAGAGUGGUGGUGCUUCCGGAGACAGAGAUAGAAGAGACAUUGUUGACCCGGAUGCUGAAAACGGUUGGUUAAAUGGUCAACGACAGUUGCUCGAUCUUGAGAGUAUUGCAUUUCAACAAGGGGGUCUUUUGAUGGCGAAUAAGAAGUGUGAGCUUCCUUUAGGCUCUUAUAGGAACCACAGUAAAGGGUAUGAAGAAGUUCAUGUACCUGCUUUGAAGGCUAAACCGUUUGCUGAAGAUGAGAAGCUUGUAAAGAUUUCAGCCAUGCCUAGUUGGGCUCAGCCGGCUUUCGUGGGAAUGACUCAAUUGAACAGGGUUCAGAGUAGAGUCUAUGAAACUGCUCUUUUUAAAGCAGACAAUCUGUUACUGUGUGCUCCUACUGGAGCAGGAAAGACCAAUGUUGCUAUGCUCACCAUACUCCAACAGUUAGGUUUGCACAUGAAUGAGGAUGGUACAUUUAACCACAGCGACUACAAGAUAGUCUAUGUGGCUCCAAUGAAAGCCCUUGUUGCCGAAGUUGUGGGUAACCUGUCUAAUCGUUUGAAGCCCUAUGGUGUCACGGUGAUGGAGCUGAGUGGAGAUCAGUCUUUGACCCGGCAACAGAUCGAGGAAACGCAAAUAAUUGUCACCACUCCAGAGAAGUGGGAUAUCAUAACUAGAAAAUCAGGAGAUCGCACUUAUACCCAACUUGUGAAGCUUUUAAUUAUUGAUGAAAUCCAUCUUCUGCAUGAUAACAGAGGGCCUGUUCUUGAAAGUAUCGUGGCAAGAACUGUUAGACAAAUCGAGACGACAAAGGAACAUAUUCGGUUGGUUGGUUUAUCUGCCACGCUUCCAAACUUUGAGGAUGUGGCACUAUUCAUGCGAGUUAACGUGGAUAAAGGUCUCUUCCAUUUUGACAAUAGUUACAGACCCUGCCCUCUUGCUCAGCAGUAUAUUGGAAUUACAGUAAAAAAGCCAUUACAGAGAUUUCAAUUGAUGAAUGAUAUCUGUUAUGAAAAGGUGUUAGGUGCAGCUGGAAAGCAUCAGGUGCUUAUAUUUGUGCAUUCGAGGAAAGAAACAACAAAGACUGCCCGUGCAAUCAGAGACACUGCUCUUGCAAAUGACACUUUGGGGAUUUUCUUAAAAGAAGAUAGUGCAAGCCGUGAGAUUCUUCAUGAGCAUACCGAGCUUGUGAAAAGCAAUGAUCUUAAGGAUCUUUUGCCCUAUGGGCUUGCAAUUCAUAAUGCAGGGAUGACAAGGGCUGACCGUCAACUUGUUGAGGAGUUAUUUGCUGAUGGGCACAUUCAAGUACUGGUAUCGACUGCUACUCUUGCUUGGGGAGUGAAUUUACCUGCCCACACUGUGAUUAUCAAAGGAACCCAGAUUUAUAAUCCAGAAAAAGGAGCAUGGACAGAGCUUAGUCCUCUGGAUGUUAUGCAGAUGUUGGGUCGUGCUGGAAGACCACAGUUUGAUACUUAUGGUGAAGGGAUCAUUAUAACUGGACACAGCGAACUGCAAUACUAUCUCUCAUUGAUGAAUCAACAGCUUCCAAUUGAAAGUCAAUUUGUGUCCAAAUUAGCUGAUCAAUUGAAUGCUGAAAUAGUACUUGGAACUGUUCAAAAUGCAAAAGAAGCUCUCCAUUGGCUUAGUUACACGUACCUUUACGUUCGUAUGGUUCGGAACCCCACACUCUAUGGUUUAUCUUCUGAUGCUUUGAAAACAGAUAAAUUACUCUUAGAAAGGAGAGCUGAUCUGGUCCAUUCCGCCGCAACAAUACUUGACAAAAACAAUCUGGUGAAGUAUGACAGAAAAAGUGGUUAUUUUCAGGUCACUGAUUUGGGUCGAAUUGCAAGUUACUAUUAUAUAACUCAUGGAACAAUUGCCACUUACAAUGAGCAUUUGAAGCCCACUAUGAGUGAUAUCGAGUUAUGUCGGUUGUUCUCACUCAGUGAGGAGUUCAAGUAUGUAACAGUAAGACAAGAUGAGAAGAUGGAACUUGCAAAGCUUUUGGACCGUGUUCCGAUUCCCAUUAAGGAAAAUUUGGAAGAGCCCAGCGCAAAGAUCAAUGUUUUACUCCAAGCAUAUAUUUCUCAGCUAAAGCUUGAAGGACUUUCUUUGACAUCUGACAUGGUGUUUAUAACUCAGAGUGCUGGACGUCUAAUGCGUGCCCUUUUUGAGAUUGUGUUGAAAAGAGGGUGGGCACAGUUGGCUGAAAAAGCUUUGAAUUUAUGCAAAAUGGUGAACAAGAGGAUUUGGAGUGUCCAAACUCCUCUACGCCAAUUUCACGGGAUAAAAAAUGAUAUAUUAAUGAAACUGGAGAAAAAGGAUCUAGCAUGGGAAAGGUAUUAUGAUCUCUCAUCACAAGAGCUAGGGGAGCUUGUUCGUGCCCCAAAAUUAGGGAGGAACCUCCACAAAUGCAUUCACCAGUUUCCAAAACUUAAUCUAGCUGCACAUGUUCAACCAAUCACUCGCACUAUUCUGAGGGUUGAACUCACUAUUACUCCAGAUUUUCAGUGGGAAGAUAGAAUUCAUGGUUAUGUUGAACCGUUUUGGGUGAUCGUAGAAGAUAAUGAUGGGGAAUACAUACUUCAUAACGAGUAUUUUUUGUUGAAAAAGCAGUACAUUGACGAGGACCACACUUUAAGUUUCACUGUCCCCAUUUAUGAACCUUUACCUCCUCAGUACUUUAUUAAGGUUGUGUCAGAUAGAUGGCUUGGUUCCUUGUCUGUUAUGCCUGUUUCAUUCCGUCACUUGAUCUUGCCAGAAAAAUAUCCUCCACCAACUGAGUUGCUGGACCUGCAGCCACUUCCUGUGACUGCUCUGAGAAACCCGUUAUACGAAGCGCUUUAUCAUGAAUUCAAGCACUUUAAUCCUGUCCAAACUCAAGUUUUCACAGUGUUAUAUAACACUGAUGACAACGUGCUGGUUGCUGCACCAACGGGAAGUGGGAAGACGAUAUGUGCAGAAUUUGCAAUUUUGAGGAACCACCAGAAAAGUUCUGAUACUGUCAUGCGAGCUGUGUAUAUUGCUCCUGUUGAAGCACUUGCCAAGGAGAGAUAUAACGAGUGGAAAAAGAAAUUCGGGGAUGGGCUUGGAUUAAAAGUUUGUGAGUUGACGGGAGAAACAGCAACUGAUUUGAAGUUACUUGAGAAAGGGCAGGUGAUAAUUAGUACCCCCGACAGGUGGGACUCAUUAUCUCGUCGCUGGAAGCAGCGGAAGCAUGUUCAACAAGUAAGUCUUUUUAUUGUUGAUGAGUUGCAUCUGAUCGGUGGUCAAGGGGGACCGGUUUUGGAGGCUAUUGUCUCUAGGAUGAGACGCAUUGCUAACCAGGAUGAUACUAGUAUUCGAAUAGUGGCGUUAUCUACUUCUCUUGCAAAUGCUAAAGAUUUAGGGGAAUGGAUUGGCGCUUCAUCACAUGGCCUUUUCAAUUUCCCACCUGGUGUUCGGCCCGUGCCGCUUGAAAUUCAUAUUCAAGGCAUAGACAUAGCUAAUUUUGAAGCCAGAAUGCAAGCAAUGAGCAAACCAACUUACACUGCUAUUGUGCAGCAUGCUAAGAAUAAAAAGCCUGCCAUUGUGUUUGUUCCUACGAGGAAACACGCCCGCCUGACAGCGGUCGAUCUUAUGACAUAUUCAAGUGCCGAGAGUACAUAUCCAGGUGCAGAGGGUGGAGAUAAGCAGCCUUUGUUCUUGCUUCAAUCUGAAAAUGAGCUGGGCCCGUUUAUUGACAGAAUACGGGAACCCAUGUUGAAGGAGACUCUGAGGUACGGGGUGGGGUAUCUCCACGAGGGCUUGACUACCACUGACCAAGAUAUAGUCAAGACACUCUAUGAAACAGGUUGCAUUCAAGUAUGUGUAAUGAGUGGUACAAUGUGUUGGGGCAUCUCUCUUCGUGCACACUUGGUGGUGGUUAUGGGAACACAGUAUUAUGACGGUCGAGAAAAUAUGCACACUGAUUAUCCUGUUACCGAUCUUCUUCAAAUGAUGGGCCAUGCAAGUCGGCCUCUUGUUGAUAAUUCCGGGAAGUGUGUCAUCUUUUGCCAUGCCCCGCGUAAGGAGUACUACAAAAAGUUCUUGUUUGAAGCAUUUCCUGUUGAAAGCCAUUUACAUCAUCACUUGCAUGAUAAUUUGAAUUCUGAGGUGGUGGUUGAACUUAUCACCACUAAACAGGAAGCUGUGGAUUAUCUCACCUGGACAUUUAUGUACAGGAGACUUACCCAGAACCCCAAUUACUACAAUCUUCAAGGUGUUAGCCAAAGGCAUCUAUCAGAUCAUCUCUCUGAGCUUGUGGAGAACACAUUAAGUGAUUUGGAAGCAAGUAAAUGUGUUACAAUUGAGGAAGAUUUUGAUCUUUCGCCUCUCAAUCUUGGUAUGAUUGCUUCGUAUUAUUACAUAAGCUAUACAACAAUUGAACGAUUUAGUUCUUCUAUAACUAGCAAGACAAAGUUGAAGGGUCUUUUGGAGAUUUUAGCUUCAGCUUCAGAGUAUGAGCUGCUUCCGGUACGCCCCGGCGAAGAAGAUCUGAUUAGGAAGUUGAUUAAUCAUCAAAGGUUUUCCUUUGAGAAUCCUAAAUAUGCAGACCCACAUGUGAAGGCCAAUGCACUACUACAAGCCCACUUUUCCCGGUAUUCAAUUGGUGGAAAUCUUGGUUCUGACCAGCAGGAAGUGCUUUUAAAUGCUAGUAGACUGCUUCAAGCCAUGGUUGAUGUUAUUUCAAGCAACGGGUGGCUAAGUUUAGCUCUUUUAGCAAUGGAAGUUAGCCAGAUGGUUGCACAAGGAAUGUGGGAACGGGAUUCAGUUCUUUUACAGCUGCCUCAUUUUAAUAAAGAUUUAGCCAAGCGUUGCCAAGAAAAUCCUGGAAGGAGCAUUGAGACAGUGUUUGAUUUGGUGGAAAUGGAGGAUGAUGAGAGACGCGAGUUGCUACAAAUGUCAGACUCACAGCUGAUGGAUAUUGCAAAGUUUUGCAACCGUUUUCCUAAUAUUGAUUUGUCUUAUGAGGUGGUGGAUAGUGAUAAUGUGAGGGCUGGGGAGGAUAUUACUUUGGUGGUGACUCUUGAAAGGGAUCUUGAGGGUAGGACUGAGGUGGGGCCGGUGGAUGCACCAAGGUACCCAAAAGUUAAAGAAGAGGGGUGGUGGCUUGUUGUUGGCGAUAGCAAAAGUAACCAGCUGCUUGCCAUCAAGAGGAUUUCGUUACAUAGGAAGUCAAAGGUCAAACUUGAUAAUAUAACUGCUCCAAGUGAACCUGGGAAGAAAAGCUUUACUUUAUAUUUUAUGUGUGAUUCUUACAUGGGAUGCGAUCAGGAAUAUAGCUUUACUGUUGAUGUUAAAGCAGCCGCUGAUGAUGACAGUGGACGAGAAUGAUUUUCUUUUGGUUCAGGCACUUGUUGCAUUGGGAGUUAGACGUAAUGCUAUUUUGAAUGAAGCUUUCAGGCACAAGGAUUUCUAUGUACACAUUUGGUAUUGGAGUUCUGAUCACUGGAUGUAGAUGGUGCUAGCUACUGGACUUGAUCCAGGCUUGAAUAAUGUGGUUGUAAUGGCAGUUGAGACUAGCUUUUGUACCUGUCAUAUUCUUCUUGAUCUGAAGCAUCAAACACAGUUUUUGGGUGUAUGAAUGUUAUGGAACAUUAGUUGUGUUUAAAUAUCUUAGUCAUA